CUUCUCCUUCGAGCACAUAUAACCUGAAACCGGAUCUCUGUCUGAAAACAGUUCAGAUCUCGCUCCAAAUUCAUGGGGGAAUCUGCUUGUCUCAUGCAGCCAUUCUCAUAUGCAGCUCCAGAGGUCAAUUCACUAAAUGAGUCCGGACAAUCCAUCUCCUUUGGGAGAUUCAUGUCGGAGAAACUCGAGUGGGAGAAGUGGUCAACUUUCUCUGCCCAGAAUCGGUACGUAGCGGAGGCAGAGAGAUACUCCCGUCCCGGGUCUGUGGCUCAGAAGAAAGCUUUCUUCGAAGCUCACUACAAGAAACUUGCCGCUGCGAGAAAAGCUGCGGCAGAGGCUGCAUUGCUUGAACAAGAAAACAAUCCAGAACCCGAACCGGAGAGUCUCUCAACUCGAGAAGAUGUCAAGGAACAAAUCAAAGAUGGGGUCGGGUCAAAAUCGAAUCUUGAGAUGGGUGGACGGGACAAAAGUGAAGCAGAACAGGUGACGGGAGUUGUUGAUGAACAGGCUGAUGAGAAGGAGAAUUGUGUAAAGGUGGAAUCGGAGAUCAAUGGUGUGAACAAGAGCGAUAAGGAUUCUGCUGCUGAGAAGCAGAUGGAAAAGCCAAUACUAAAGGAGCAGAGUUCAAAGGCAAGUGAAGAAAACUCAAGAUUAAUGAACAAAAACAAAUCGAGAGUUGUGAAGAUGAACUCAGAAAAGACUCCAAAGUCAAGCAGCAGAAAGGCAUACACUUUCACGCCUGUGAAAGAAUUCAACAGAUUAGCUUCCAUUGUAAGGAAGAUGGACGGUUCAAGAGCCUCUAAACUCUGCAAAGACUUCAAAACUCCCCUACGUACACCAAACGUGGCUUCUACAAGCUUAAAGAACAACACGAUCUCUACACCUUUAACAGAUAACAGGAGAGUGGAAAUAGCACCUGAUUCUUCAGCAAAGGCCAACAAGACAGUCCGGGCAAGAUGGAACUUCCUCCCUACAGAGAGAAGCAAAUUAUACUCGCCGAGCUGUUUUACUCCUUUUAGUCUGAGAACAGAGGAGAGAGCAGCUACAAGGAAAAAGAAGCUCGAGGAGAAGUUCAAAACCACUGAGGCACAGAAGCAGCAAGAAGAAAAAGCUGCUGCCACGCAGGAUAGCGUAGAGAAAGAGAAGAGUAAACCACGGCGAACGCUAUGCUUCAAGGCGAGACCUCUUCCCAAUUUCUACAAGCAAAGACCGAAACCAACUGACCAGACUAAGAAGGCUCUGUUGCAGCAUCAGGAGCCACUUCCUGUGGAGACGAAGCUUAGGGAGAGGAUCACCAGAAGAUUUCUCGAAUGACCAGUUCUGAUUCUGUUUCAUGUAUGUCGUUAUGAAUGCAAAAGCAGAGCAUAUAAGAAUUCUUUGCACGCCGGUCUUGCUGAAGUGAACGAGAAGAGGAUGAUGUUGUAUAUAAUGGUGACAACUCGUAAUCUUGGCCC
Tarenaya hassleriana is the source of this 1454-nucleotide messenger RNA. RefSeq names its product protein WVD2-like 7. The record is from RefSeq and is a predicted model, not a curated record. The coding region runs from base 73 to 1314 and encodes 413 amino acids. Lineage: Eukaryota; Viridiplantae; Streptophyta; Magnoliopsida; Brassicales; Cleomaceae. The transcript has 9 exons.